GACAUUUUUGCACAGUUAGCCUUAGUUAUCUCUUCCUCUUAUUGAUGACAUGUUCUCUGUGGAUUGCGUCUGCUAAACUUGCUUCAGCGCCUGAGGAUAAAACCUUCGCUAGAUGUCCGGGGAUUUAGGUUUUCGUUUCAGCACGGACUGUUCCAGAUGCUGGAGGAAGGAGAACUUGUAGUCAAGUUGAUUUAAAGAUGUUCUUCCUCCAGAUUUAUUCAGUUUAUCUCACUUAACGAGCUGAACUUUGGUGCAUGGUUGCAUUAAAUCAAACCAUGGUUUCAGAAAAAUGAGCUAAGUGGACUAUAAAAGUAAUGCCUGGAUACAACAUGAGGUAUUCCAAGGUUAAAGCAACUGGCAAGAUUAGUGCUCAACAAGCCACUUUUGAGUUAAAGCAGCGCAUAGUUCUUUCCUUGAACAAAAUAGCAGAUAAAGACACAUAUCAAAUUGGCAAAGAUGACUUGGAGAAAAUUGCUGAGAGUUUAACAGUGGAUGGAAUUGGACCAUUUAUUUCCAUCAUAGUUGAUACUGAUUCUGAGCAAAAAAGUGCAGUUCGCAAGGAAUGUAUAAGGAUCAUGUCCUUGUUGGCAAGGAUUCAUGGGGAGCAGUUAGGGCCAUACAUUGGGAAAAUGGUCAACAGCAUUGUAAGGCGACUUAAGGACUCAGAUUCUAUUGUGAGAGAUGCUUGUGUAGAAACAGUUGGUGUUUUAGCUUCAGUCAUGAUGCAGUCACAGUCUGUUGGAAACUGUCCAAAAGAAAGUGGAGCCACCUUUGUUGUCUUUGUGAGACCACUAUUUGAAGCUCUAGGUGAGCAGAAUAAACAAAUACAAUCUGGUUCCGCCUUGUGCCUUGCUGCUGUCAUCAAUAACUCUACAGAUCCCCCGGUGGCAAUUCUGCAGAGGCUGUUAACUCGGGUCAUCAAACUGCUUAGAAAUCAGCAUUUUUUAGCAAAGCCAGCACUUCUUGAGCUUGCUGCAAGCUUAAUUCAGGGUGGGGGUGCUUCAACAGCACAUAUUCUAUCUACGGCUUUGACUGCCAUCCAAGAAUCUCUCAAGGACAGUGAAUGGUCGACGCGUAAGGCAGCAUCUGUGGCACUGGCACAUAUAGCCAUAAACUGUGGCCCUUCAUUGAUCUCAUUCAAGGCUUCCUGCAUUGCAUCUCUUGAAUCCUGUCAAUUUGAUAAGGUUAAGCCAGUUCGAGAUAUAGUCGUGCAGACUCUACAAUAUUGGAGAAGUAUUCGAAAUGCUGAUUCUCCUGAUUUUUCAGAAGAUGGGUCCUCUGCAAAAGAAAAUUGUUGUGAGGGUGAUAACAUGGAUCAGAGUAGCAUUGGUGGUGGUGGUGGUGGUAGUGGGUGGAAAGAUAUCCCUCUUACAUCUGGUGAUUCUACUUCCAAGGGCAAGAGUACCAUUAGAUUGGGAGGUAGAAGCCCUUUAAGUAUCAGAAAAGCAUGUUCAAAUCACGUACGCAAGGCCCAUUUCUCAAAUGAAGAUGAUUGGCAUGUUGAGAUUGCAGUUCCAAAGACUUGUCCUCUCCUUUCAGCAGACAGAAGAAAUGAAGAGUCACAGGGAAGCUGUAUCACUAAGGCCUCAGUUAGAACAAAAUCAGAAGCGAAAAGAAUGCCCGAUCCAGGUUACAUCAUGCAGAUUAAUGAUGCUCACAAUCCUGAGUGCCUGUGCAUAUCUGAUGUUACAGGGACCAUAGAGGCCAAAAGUAUGAAAGUUGACCAUAAGCUUCUACAAAAUGGAGGACUGAAUAAGGUUGGAAUUUGUGAUUGGCCAAUAGCUAUUGCAAGUUGUCCAGAGGACCAGACUGUACCUCAGAAAACUGGGGAAAGAAAAAGCCUAGACUCUGUUGUCACUGAAUGUUGUUCUCCAAGUGUGGAGGCCUGUUCAACAUACCAUGCCAAUGAGUUGGCUCUCAUUCGAAGACAUCUUCUGGAGAUUGAGAAUAAGCAGUCAAAUUUGUUGAAUAUUUUGCAGGUCUUCAUGGGAAGCUCUAUGGAGAGUUUAUCUGCCUUGCAAUCAAAAGUGCUUGGACUUGAAAGUACAGUGGAUAAAAUUGCAGCUGACCUUUCUCAUAUUGGAAAUUCUUUGUACACUGUGAACACCAGUAGUUGGAUAAAGAGUUUAAGCAAUUCAUCAUCUCCUAGAGUGUCCACAUACAGCUGUCAGACACCUCAGGAGAAGAUGUUUGCUAGGGGGCAAUCAGAAGGUUACAAACAGCAGGUUGAAUUGAAAAGCAGGCCAAGGUCCUUUUUCAAGCAGGUUCAAGAGGUAGAUCUUUGUCCAAAUCCUACAGUCAAUGUAACCAGAAAGCCUUCAGCAAGACCUGCUAAAGAAACUUUAGCUUGUGGGCUUCGCAGGAAGGUAUCAUACACAAAAAGCUCUGAAGGAUGCCAUUCUCUGUCAUCUAAGAUCAGCAAAGGUGUCUCAGAGAGUUACAAGCCACUUGAUUUGGUGAAAGAUCGUGGGCAUACCAUGUGGAAACACAUUAAUGAAUUCCUGUGUGUUGAUGAUUUUGAGUCUGCUUUCACAGAAGCUCUGUGUGGUGAAGAUGAGAGUACUCUUAUAAAACUUAUGGAGAUAACUGGUCCUGUCUUGGAUAGACUGUCACCAGGAACGGCCAACAAAAUACUUAGUAUUGCAGCAGCUCUUUUAGUGAAAGAUAUGUUCCUAGAAUGUCUACUUCCCUGGUUGCAACAGGUUGUUGAUCUUUGUACUAAUGGUAAGUCGAAUUACUUUAUGCCAUCUGCAAAAGCAAGGAGGGAGUUACUAACAGCUAUACAAGAAGUAGCAGCAAUGCAUUUUGCAGAUCCAGAAGAGAAGAGGUGCAUUGCAAAACUUGCACUGAAGCUGACUCAACUCUAUGAAACAACUGACAGAGACCUCAACUCCCGGUAGCGGAUGAUCAGCAGAUGCAGAAAGCUUGCACAGUGGGCACCUAUGGGUGAAUGACUGAUAAUAGUGUUCUAUUGAUGCACGGGAACACUGUUGGACAAGUGAAGGAGUCCAUAAAUGUUGUUUAGUAUCCAAGGAAGGCUUUUGUACUCUGUAAUUGGGGUAGGACCCAAACAUGCUUGACGAUGUAAAUUAAGCUUUUUCAAAUCACCAAGCUUCCAACGA
Molecule: messenger RNA, 3122 nt
Organism: Nymphaea colorata (pocket water lily)
Lineage: Eukaryota; Viridiplantae; Streptophyta; Magnoliopsida; Nymphaeales; Nymphaeaceae
Product: TORTIFOLIA1-like protein 2
Exons: 8
Coding region: 315-2900 (861 amino acids)
Cellular component (GO): microtubule
Molecular function (GO): microtubule binding
Source: RefSeq, a predicted model, not a curated record